AUUAUAAUGAUUAUACUUUUUUGUCCACCUACAGACUCUGGUACAUCCCUUGCAUUACGUUAAAAAAACAUACAUCAGUGCAAAAAACACGCUGAGCUGAAAUCUCGCGAGCUCUACCUCCCGUUUGGAACCCACCCUAAAGCGUUGCCUUACUGCAGUGUGUGUAUAUAGGAGGGAGGCGAGGGUUACAUUGGGAAUCUCGGAAGAGUUGCGGCAAGGUCGAUAGAGCAUCCUACUCUAAAAAUCACCACACCGCGGAUUUUAUUCGCUUUCGUACAAGUGUGCGGAAAGCUAGAGGACCGAGAGGCGUCUCGGAGAUUUCAUCUCUUGACGAGUAGCGUUGGCUAGGGUUGAAAGUUGAUGCCUUGUUUUCAUCGCUGAGAGCGUAUAGUGAGGCAGCUAUCAAGCCAUCCUUCUCCAUUUGUAGCUCUGCAUGUUUUGUGGUUGUGCUACCUUUUUGAGAGAAGCAGAAGUGGCAUUCGCUUUUUUCUGAAUUCGAAAGCACCGCGUUUCUUUGGGAGCAAGUAUCCAGACGGUCUUCCACCACUUGGGCGGUACUAGGAGUGUGAGCUGAUUACUUCUAUGUCGGAAAGAACCGGGCUUUAGAAGCAGUGUAAUUUUGCUAUUGCACACGAGUUGUGCCGGACAUUUAGAUAGGUAUUUGUUUCUGAAAGGUCCUUAAUUCACCGGUAAUAUUUGCAAUGUCGGCGCCAUCCUCCUUGCCUCCCGCCCAGGGAGAGAACCCCGCGCCAGAAAAUGAGGGGCUGACCGUGGAUACAGGUUUGAAGCCCGCCGGCCCGACACCCAGCUCGAGUCGGUUCCAGGUGGACCUGGUGGCUGAAGCAGCCAGUGCCGCUGACAAAACGCUCGCAUCUGGCGAUAAAGACACUCCCGCCCCCGAAGGUUCGGAGCCAGCGGCGGGUGGCGAGGAGGCAAAGGGUCGGUUCCGGGUGGUGAACUUUGUGGAUCCGAGUGGAGCAAGCCCACCAGAAGCAGUGCCCGCUGAAGGUUUCCAGAAUGGAGACACCGUGAUGAGCGAGGGCAGCCUACAUUCUUCGACAGGAGGCCAGCAUCACUACCAUUACGACACCCAUACGAACACCUAUUACCUAAGGACUUUUGGUCAUAACACCAUCGAUGCCGUGCCGAACAUCGAUUUCUACCGGCAAACUGCUGCGCCGCUGGGGGACAAGCUGAUAAGACCCACCCUUUCUGAGCUGCACGACGAGCUAGACAAAGAGCCGUUUGAGGAUGGCUUCGCCAACGGGGAUGAGCUGACCCCGGCCGAGGAGGCCGCAGCCAAGGAGGCGUCCGAGCCGAAGGGAGCGGUCAAGUUCGGAUGGAUCAAAGGGGUGCUGGUGCGCUGCAUGUUGAACAUUUGGGGCGUGAUGCUCUUCAUCCGCAUGUCAUGGAUCGUUGGCCAGGCGGGAAUUGUUCUCUCCUGUGUGAUCGUUCUCAUGGCAACAGUUGUGACCACCAUCACCGGCCUUUCGACCUCAGCGAUUGCGACCAACGGCUUUGUACGAGGAGGAGGGGCGUACUAUUUGAUAUCAAGAAGUUUGGGCCCAGAGUUUGGCGGCUCCAUCGGUCUGAUCUUCGCCUUUGCCAACGCUGUGGCCGUCGCCAUGUACGUGGUGGGCUUUGCCGAAACCGUCGUGGAGCUCCUUCUGAGUGUGGAUUGCGUCAUGACGGAUGAAAUCAAUGACAUCCGAAUCGUCGGCACCAUCACAGUCAUCCUUCUCCUGGGUAUCUCCGUGGCAGGGAUGGAAUGGGAAGCCAAGGCUCAGAUUUUCCUGCUGGUCGUUCUGAUCACGGCCAUCUUUAACUACUUUAUUGGCUCCUUCAUCCCCCUCCAAUCCAAGGAGUCGCAGGGCUUCUUCGGCUACAACAGUGCAAUUAUGAUGGAGAACAUGGGUCCGGACUUCCGGGGCACAGAGUCGUUUUUCUCAGUCUUUGCCAUAUUCUUCCCUGCAGCCACUGGCAUUCUGGCCGGCGCCAACAUCUCAGGAGACCUUUCUGACCCACAACUGGCCAUUCCAAGAGGAACACUCUUGGCCAUUCUGAUCACCGGUAUUGUCUACCUGGGUGUUGCAAUUUCUACUGGCUCGUGCAUCGUGAGAGACGCCACAGGAAACGGCAACGACACACUCAGCGCCCAGUUCAUGGCCAACUGCACCGACGCUGCAUGCAAGUUCGGCUAUGACUUCUCCUCAUGCAAGAGUGAAGACGGCAAGUACAACUGCAGAUACGGACUCCAGAACGACUUCCAGGUCAUGAGCAUCGUGUCCGGUUUCGGACCCAUCAUCACCGCCGGGAUCUUCUCCGCCACUCUGUCCUCUGCCCUGGCCUCUCUGGUCAGCGCCCCCAAAGUGUUCCAGGCUCUAUGUAAAGACAACAUCUACCCUGGCCUGGAGAUGUUCGCCAAGGGCUAUGGCAAGAACAACGAGCCCCUCCGCGGCUACAUCCUCACGUUUUGCAUCGCUCUGGCCUUCAUCCUCAUUGCCCAGUUGAACGUUAUCGCUCCCAUCAUCUCCAACUUCUUCCUGGCCUCCUAUGCUCUCAUCAACUUCUCUGUGUUCCACGCCUCUCUGGCCAACUCUCCAGGAUGGCGCCCCAGCUUCAAGUACUACAACAUGUGGGUGUCCCUGGCCGGAGCCGUGCUGUGCUGUGUGGUCAUGUUCGUCAUCAACUGGUGGGCAGCCCUGAUGACCAACGUCAUUGUCAUGGGCCUCUACAUCUACGUGAGCUACAAGAAGCCCGAUGUGAACUGGGGCUCCUCCACCCAGGCUCUGACAUACCACCAGGCCCUGACCCACAGUCUGCACCUCAGCAGUGUUGAGGACCACAUCAAGAACUUCAGACCUCAGUGCUUGGUGAUGACGGGCUACCCCAACUCCCGUCCGGCUCUGCUCCACCUGGUCCACGCUUUCACCAAGAACGUGGGCCUGAUGAUCUGCGGCCAUGUUCGCACGGGCUCCAGAAGGCCCAACUUCAAAGAGCUGUCCAACGACCAGACACGUUAUCAGCGCUGGCUGAUGAAGAACGAGACCAAGGCAUUCUACACCCCCGUGUUCGCCGAGGACAUUCGAGAGGGCACCCAGUAUCUGCUACAGGCUGCUGGACUAGGUCGUCUGAGGCCCAACACUCUGGUGAUUGGCUUCAAGAACGACUGGAAGGACGGAGACAUGAUGAACGUUGAGACCUACAUCCAGAUGAUCCAUGAUGCUUUUGACUAUCAGUAUGGUGCCGUGGUGCUCAGACUGAAGGAGGGUCUGGAUGUGUCCCACAUCUCAGAACAAGAUGACCUGCUGUCGUCGCAGGAGAAGACAUCGGGGAUGAAGGAUGUGGUGGUGUCCAUCGACAUGAAGGACUCUGACGGAGAUUCGUCCAAGCCCUCGUCCAAAGCCACCAGCGUCCAGAACAGCCCAGCCAUCCAGAAAGAUGACGAUGAUGAACGCAAAGCCGCAACGAAGCCGCUGUUGAAAAAAGUCAUGCGCUUUCGAAAAACCGUGGAACCUGAGAAAAGACCCCAGACGUUGAACAUGGCUGACCAGAGGCUGCUGGACGCCAGUCAGCUGUUCAAGAGGAAACAAGGCAAAGGCACCGUGGAUGUGUGGUGGCUCUUUGACGACGGCGGCCUUACCCUGCUCAUCCCCUACCUGCUCACCAACAAGAAGAAGUGGAAUGACUGCAAGAUCCGCGUCUUCAUCGGAGGCAAGAUAAACAGGAUCGACCACGACCGCAGAGCGAUGGCCACACUGCUCAGCAAGUUCAGGAUAGACUUCUCCGACAUCAAUGUACUGGGAGACAUCAACACCAAGCCCAAAAAAGAGAAUGUGACUGCCUUUGAGGAGAUGAUCGAGCCGUACCGGCUGAAAGAGGACGACAUGGAGCAGGAUGCGGCGGAGGCACUGAAGGCCAGCGAGCCCUGGAGGAUCACAGACAACGAGCUGGAGCUCUACAGGGCCAAGACUAAUCGUCAGAUCAGACUGAACGAACUGCUGAAGGAGCACUCGAGCACAGCCAACCUCAUUGUCAUGAGCAUGCCCCUGGCCAGAAAGGGAGCGGUGUCCAGUGCUCUCUACAUGUCCUGGUUGGAGACUCUGUCCAAGAACCUGCCUCCCCUCCUCCUGGUGCGAGGCAACCACCAAAGUGUCCUCACCUUCUACUCUUAAAUACACACACACACACACACACACACACACGCUGCCUCUGGGACCGCCCACACCUCCCAUCCCAGUGCCAGCCCUAAGACAAACCAUACACACUCCAAUGAAGGUAGAAACCGUAGCCAUUGAUGAUGCUGAUAAUGAUAAUAAUAAAGGAUAUGGUGUUGCUCCGGAGGUCCAGCCUCUUAUGUGAAAGGGUCAGGGAAGUCCACGCUACUCUUUUCAAAUUGUUCACUGCACAUGAAAGAAGUGAACAAUUUAAUUUACUCCAAAGUUGAUUUCCUCUCUGGCUUGAAAGCAUCUGUGCACGCGAUUCACACAACGUUAUUAUCAUUAUUGUUAUUAUUAGUCAGAUUCUUCUCGAUGUCACGUUUUUAAGUUAGAUAAUUUUUGCUUUUCUCAAAGCAGCAAUAAGCACCAUCUAAUUUUUUCAUUUUCUUGUGUUUGGGAGAGAACAAUGCCGAAUGCUUUGCUACACCUUUUAUAGCCUUAUGGAUGUGCCUUCCAGUUUAAAUCAAAGGAAUUAAAUUAUUAAUUGCUCUACCCACAUUGAACGGUAUGAAGAAUAUAGAUGGACAAGUUAUUUUGUUAUUGGGUUUUUAAAUGUAAUCUUUGUUUUUACUGAGGAUUGUUUUUAUGCGAGUGGAUUGUAGGAGGUUAGCAAAGUCUCCACUUGAUGGCACACAAAGCUUUAUGGUGUUUUAUUUCUCCCCCCUAAACGGUUUGUUUUCUGACCUCUGAUUCAUUUUUUUUCUCCACAUUUGUAUUUGUCUUCCUUUAAGCUGUGGAAAUGAAACGGUGUUCUUAGUGCAGCACCCUGUACUUACUUUAUAGUGCUUCAACUCUGGAAUUCGAUUGGUUGGUGCCCAAGAAUGGUCUCUUAACAGAAAGCUAUCUGCAGGUCUACGCUUGGAAGGUCCAAGGGCCUUCCUACCGCGCUGUCAGAAAUGGGUUUAGCUUCGGAUUAGCCUCGUCAUGCCAGUUGUCUCACAAAAGCUGCUAACACGAACAAGUGUUUCAACCAAAAGCAACGACCCCCCGGCUGAGUUCUUAGUCCACGUCCCCACUGGACUUGAGUAGGUUCCCCUCUUUGAAGUCUGUCACCAUAGUGGAAUCUAUGGGCUGAAUCCUAAUUUGAGAUGCUCCAAUUUUACUCACACUUUUUGCGGAAUUUGUGUAUUGAUGUCUAAAGGAGACUUAAAAGGCUGAGUUGAUAAUGCAUAUCUCAAGUUAGGACACUGCCCCUCGGUCCCCCACAUUGGAGUGACUCUAGAAAGGAACUGGUCUAGCCCUUACAACCGAAUUAAGACUUUGCCUUAACUUUGCUGAGUGUCUGUUCAGAGUUCCGUGGCUGUUCUGUUAGGUUGUUCAAAAGUGGGGAAAUGAUAAGUAGAAGCUAUGGAUUAGCAUGUUUCAAGAGGGAACUGAUACAGGCCUUUAUGCAGAUGAGCUACUGUAAUAAGAACUUGUUGUAAAAGCCCAUACCUGGUUUAUUUGAAAGGUUCCACUGUCCCUCAGUUCCGUUUUUGCACCUUUUAGGCUGGUCCAUAUACCUAUUGUCAGCCCGCUUUUCCAUUGUUCCGGGAGAGUUAAAGUUGUGGUGCGCACCGUACCAUGUGGGCCCUUCUCUCGGGGGUGAAAAUGGCCCAAACUAGGUGGCCAUGUUAAGUUACUCGUUCUUUAACUCGUUAAUGAGGGUCUUAGAAUAUGAACUGCCGAAUGCUACUGGAUCAAAACAGCGUUAUUUGCGUUUUAUAAUGUACAGUAUUGCCCACGCCUUACCCAACACGCUGUCUAUAGGUCAUAGCAUUGACCACGUCAUUGCCCCGCUCUUCCCUAGUUCUCAUCCUUUAUGACUUUUUUGGCAGGAGGCUUGGGUCCGUUGAAUGUAAAUCUGAUAAACACUAAAGUGGGAGUCGAUGAAGGGAUGGUCUCUCAUUCUGUUGCUUUUAUUGUCAUCUGCUGCCGUGCCGAGUUUUUAGAUUUCAGUCCCACAUGGAAAUCCACAUGCAGUGUGCUUUGCAUUUCCGGUUCCUUGUACUAUGACCACCCACACGAUUGCAUCUCACCAUUCUGUCCUUUAUCUAGACCAUGACUACGCCAUGUGAUUAUGAAUGAAUAUAUAUAUAUAUAUAUAUAUAUAUAAUCUCUCGUGUGUGUGUAUGUAUAAUAUAUAUAUACAUACUAGUGUAUAAAAAUAUUUAUUUCAAAUAUGUGCAAAGCAUGUCAUUAAUGAUCUUUUUAGAAAUCCGAUGGUACAAUCUUACUAACCAAGAUCUGUUCUGUGUACCGGUGUGUAAAGCACUCAACCCUCAGUUACUGUUACAAAGCGACAAUGUUACAAACAAAACACGGGUUACUCUACAUUUAUAUUUAAAUAUAUGAAUUUAAAAAAAAUGUAUCAAUCCAACCGGGCGGGGAUCUUUGUCGUUGAUGUCACGUAAAAAUACAAAAAACUUGCUAUUGGUAUGUCACAACCAAAUAAGGUGUGUUAGUGUGUUAUUUAAUUUUUUUAAAUCUAUGUAUAGUUAGAUGUAGAAUGUGGGGGUGUGAUGAGUCUAAUACUGUAACAUCCUCUCAAUGUCAUUAUUUAGCAGUAUCUUGACGCUACUAUGCUUUGUCCAAGAGACCAAAACAUGUCGCCUGCAACUGGUGUCUACAUCAUGUUGAGGCAUCUUCAUCAUCUUUGUAUUUGUAGCCAAAGUCGUCGUCCCCCCCCCCCCUCCUCUUCUUCCUCAUCCCCUCCCAUCUGUGUUUGAGUUGUUGUGAGCCAUGACAAUAAAUGAAGAAAAGCAUCGGUCAAAAAUUCUCAUGACUCAGAACCCUUAGUUCACACUGUAACUCAAAGAAAAACUAACAUGUAAAUAAAAAAUGUAGUAGUCUAACUAGAUAAAUUAAGGGAGUAGAAUAUUAAUGGCAAGUUAAUAUGGAGAAAGAUAUUUAUUUUAGUUUAGAAUUCUCCACGUUCUUUUAUUUUUUUUGUUUUAAAUUAAUUUGCAUGUUAAUUUUUGCAUUUUUGAUCAACAAAAAAAACAUUUUCAGUUUCUCUUUUUCAGACAUUUCUAUCUUUUAUAUGCCUUUGAACGAAAAUCUGUGUUGACAAAGCGGUUUAAAGAUGCUCUUCCAUCUGGGUAGAUAUGAUCUACCUAGAUGUGAUCUACCCAGCUGGUUGAAACAGUAAUGUUUUGAUAUACUGUACUGUUAACUGUCACAGAUGUGCUUUUUUUCUAACAUUUUAACAUUUUAAGGUUACCAAUACUUUGUACAUCUAUUGCAAUAAAUAAAUUAAAUGAAUCAAUCAUUA
Molecule: messenger RNA, 7473 nt
Organism: Coregonus clupeaformis (lake whitefish)
Lineage: Eukaryota; Metazoa; Chordata; Actinopteri; Salmoniformes; Salmonidae
Gene: slc12a2
Product: solute carrier family 12 member 2
Exons: 28
Coding region: 702-4175 (1157 amino acids)
Biological process (GO): sodium ion transmembrane transport; chloride ion homeostasis; potassium ion homeostasis
Cellular component (GO): membrane
Molecular function (GO): ammonium channel activity; sodium:potassium:chloride symporter activity
Source: RefSeq, a predicted model, not a curated record